Molecule: messenger RNA, 1914 nt
Organism: Eriocheir sinensis (Chinese mitten crab)
Lineage: Eukaryota; Metazoa; Arthropoda; Malacostraca; Decapoda; Varunidae
Exons: 4
Coding region: 858-1565 (235 amino acids)
Source: RefSeq, a predicted model, not a curated record
GCGCCUCAGAUCCCCGACACGGCCGCUACCAGUGUGUCGUGGGCGAGGCAGCCCGAGCGGCGUCUCCUGCAGCCCCCCAUAAAACUAAACAAUUUUGUGUCAUUGUGAUCACGGUGCUGUGUUUCAGGCUAAUUAUAAACAGGAAACUUGAGGGAAAAAAUAUCGAUUCUUAAAUACCCUUUCCGUGAGCCUGAUCCGCUGCUGAAGGUUGAAUGCAGCAGGUCAUCAAGCUUAACCUUUGCCUCACUUGCCUUUGAUCUUAGUCAUUUUGUAAUACAUAUUCCAUUAAAAUGUAAUAAUGUUCACCUACUUCGUGUUGCUGUCAGAUUUCAUCUAAUGAAAGGAUAAAAUAUAGUAAACCGUGUGCUAAAUAGACUGUCAUAUAAGAUUUUUAUUGAAAAAGCUGGGCCUCCUAUUCAUCAAAGACUAUUGUUAGUUCCCGUUUUCAAGUAGUCGCGACUGUAAACAAUUAGCGUGUGGGCCAUCCUGCCAGGCUGCCCAGCUGGUGCCUGGCCGGUGUGCGCCGCGCCGCCGAUGCUCCUGCAGAUCAAAAAUAGACAAGCCUGCUGCUCGUGACCCUCAGUGGCCCUCCAGCCUCUUGAGGGAGUUGAGUGCCUUUCUCUUUGACUGUGUGCUACAAGUUGCUGAGCAUUGAAUAAAUGUGAAUAAAACGCAGUUCAUCGUCGUAGUACUUUCCACAUUUCCCAUUGAACACCAGGAAGCGAUGGUCGUUUUGUCGGUGGUGGCACUACAGCGGUAUCCUCGGCCAUUCUCUCGCACUGAAGAAAAUACGGCAUUCAACAUAUUACACCUUCACGACGAGUUCUCUCGGUGCGCUUGGCAAUACAAGUGGCGUCAUGGACCCCCUUGAGGACGGUGAAAGCUGUUGUUGUGGCAUCACCGGAGAGGAGGGAAAGGGCGAGGAUGAAGUGGACGAGGCUGAGAAACAGACCGAGGAUGAGGACAAGACUCUGCGUGAGGAGAUCAUUGCUCUUUAUAACAAAGGUGAGGCCGACACCAUCCUCUCACUUAUCUCAACCUUCACCGAGGAGGAGGAGCGCCCUUGGGACUCGUUGCUGCUGUGGGUGCGGCCAAAACCCUGCUGCCUCGCUGCCCUCGCCGAGCACGUCAGGGGCGCCAACAUCUCUGCCGUGGCCUCGGUCGGCUGCGGCACCGGCCUGCUGGAGUGGCUCGUCCAAGCCCACACAGGUCUGUCCGUGGUGGGCUAUGAGGUGAACGCCGAGUGGUGGUCAUCCAGGUACUCCCCGCCGACCUUCAUUCCGCUGACCUACGUGGACACAGACGCCGCUCCCCCGCGGGUGCCGCCCACGCACGCCCUCAUGUGCUGCUACUUUAACGACGGCAAAGCGUUCCGGCAGUAUGUGUCUGCCUACGAGGGUCCGGCGCUGGUAAUCAUUGGAGCCACCUCCGGGGAGCGCCACACCGACCCCCACCCACUGGACUACGUGGACGAGGGCUCGUGGCGCCUUACCUUCACGCACCGCAUCUCGCCUGAGGACCUGCUGGCGGGCUACCUGCGGCAGCACUCCCCGCCCGGGGAGUAGACGUGCCGGGGAUUCAGGAACACUCUCCAUCUUAUUUUCCAGUUACCUCCCUUGGCAGAGCCGGAAGGGUUAGCAGAAUUGGAUCAGGCUUUUGCUCUGAGGUGGUGACUAUUCCUCUUACUUCUAUUGGUAAAUAUUGUCUGACAGGACGUAUAUUGUUGAAAAAAACAUCCUGUUGCAUUUUAUUAAUAAACAUCCGCAUCGUGAGUUCCUACACCAUCAAGAUGCUGUUCGGAUUAACGACACUGAGAAUACUAAGAAUGCGUCUGUAGGCCAGUAUUAAGUUGUACGAUGAAUGGAGUCCGUCUUCAUUUUGUAAACAAUAAAGACUAAUAUGAAAAGGUUACAA